AGCCAGUCGCAGCCCACACACAGACCCCAACUUGCAGCUGUCCAUCUCACUCACAGCUCUGGUCUCAUCCUCAACUCAGCCACAACCAUGGCUCAGACACUGGCUCUGAGCCUCCUUAUUCUGGUUCUGGCUCUCUGCAUCCCCUGGACCCAAGGCAGCGAUGGCGGAGGUCAGGAUUGCUGCCUCAAGUACAGCCGGAGGAAGAUUCCCUACAGUAUUGUCCGAGGCUACAGGAGGCAAGAACCAAGCUUAGGCUGCACCGUCUCAGCUAUCCUGUUCUUACCCCGGAAGCGCUCUCAGCCUGAGCUAUGUGCAAACCCUGAAGAAGGCUGGGUGCAGAAGCUGAUGAAAUGUCUGGACCAGUCUGCAGCCUCCGGGAAACAGAGCCCAGACUGCAGGAAGAGCAGAGGAACCUCUAAGCCUGGAAGGAAAGGAAAGGGCUCCAAAGGCUGGAAGAGGACUGACCAGACACAGGUCCCAAGGGGGCCCUAGCCCAGUGACCCCCCUGCACCCCUGGACCCCUGCACCCCUGGACCCCUGUACCCCUGGACCUCAGGAGAUUCUCCAUGAACUUCAUUAUGGCUUCAUGCGCCAACACACGGACAAAGAAAGGGCUAGGAAACAGGAAGGACUCGGGAGCCCCAGAGCAGCCUCCUAAUGCCGGCCUUGUCACACCCUUGUCCUGCUUCAGUCAUCCAGUCUGCAUGGUCACCCCUUUCUUAUAUGGCUGAGCUGCCCUCCCUGGGCCAGACCCGGAGAGUUAGAAGGAAGAGUCAAGAAGGAGACAGCAGGACUGUCCCCUCUGGGAGGUCACUCAGGUCCCCAGACCUGGCCUUGCUCUCCGAGGUGCCCUACCCUUUUCCUUGCAAAUAUGAUUUAUUCCUAAUUGAAUAAAAAGCUGUUCCAGCCUCAACCCGAA
Molecule: messenger RNA, 919 nt
Organism: Phodopus roborovskii (desert hamster)
Lineage: Eukaryota; Metazoa; Chordata; Mammalia; Rodentia; Cricetidae
Gene: Ccl21
Product: C-C motif chemokine ligand 21
Exons: 4
Coding region: 88-492 (134 amino acids)
Biological process (GO): lymphocyte chemotaxis; neutrophil chemotaxis; cellular response to tumor necrosis factor
Cellular component (GO): extracellular region
Molecular function (GO): chemokine activity; CCR chemokine receptor binding
Source: RefSeq, a predicted model, not a curated record